CAUACAAUGUGACAACACUUCCAAUCUACUCAGAACAACCCUCUCUCUCCAGCAGAGAGUCUCACCUCCUGAUAGAGGAUCAUCAAGCCCUGCUGACUGGACCUCAGCCUGCCUGCAGGAUUAAAUUGCAAGGCUUUCACUCUUCCUCACCUUGCCUGGAGGCAAAUCUCUUCUGCGGAAUCUCAGAAAAUCAAAUUCCAUCCUAAGAAUAUUUCACCAAGAAUUUCUUUAGAAGCUGUGCUGGGGUUCUACGAUGAUACACCAACCACUUGUGCUGCCACCUGUCAAAACUUUGGAUGGCCCUACUUUCAGGUCAUGACCUUGAAUUUAAGAAAUUCUUCAGUACAAUGUCCAAUAUGAUCCGAGGGAAAAUGUGAUUUGAGUCUGGAGACAAUUGUGUAUAUCAACUAAUAAUAAAAACCCAGUAUAGCUGAUAGAAGAAAAAACGUUAUUUGGAAGAUUGCUAUAGUUAAAAAGAAAAGCUGUGUCUAGUUUGAUUUAUAUUUUAUAGCAUAUUUCAUUUUGGCUUCAAUGAUGGAGAAAAAGUGUAUCCUGUAUUUACUGCUAAUCUUGCCUUUCUUUAUGAUUCUUGACAUAGCAGAAUCAGAAGAGAACAUUGAAGACUUAAGUCAGUUGGGUGUCUAUACUAGAAAUAAAAUCAUGACAGCUCAAUAUGAAUGUUACCAAAAAAUUAUGCAAGACCCUAUUCAACAAACAGAAGGCAUUUACUGCAACAGAACCUGGGAUGGGUGGUUAUGCUGGAACGAUGUUGCCGCCGGAACCGAGUCAAUACAACACUGCCCUGAUUACUUUCAGGACUUCGACCCAUCAGAAAAAGUUACAAAGAUCUGUGACCAAGAUGGAAACUGGUUUAGACAUCCAGAAAGCAACCGAACAUGGACAAAUUAUACCCAGUGUAAUGUUAACACACAGGAAAAAGUCAAGACUGCACUGAAUUUGUUCUACCUGACUAUAAUUGGACAUGGAUUAUCUAUUGCUUCACUGCUUAUCUCGCUUGGCAUAUUCUUUUAUUUCAAGAGCCUAAGUUGCCAAAGGAUUACCUUGCACAAAAAUCUAUUUUUCUCUUUCGUUUGUAACUCUAUUGUAACAAUCAUUCAUCUCACUGCAGUGGCCAACAACCAGGCCUUAGUGGCCACAAAUCCUGUUAGUUGUAAAGUGUCUCAGUUCAUUCACCUUUACCUGAUGGGCUGUAACUAUUUUUGGAUGCUUUGUGAAGGCAUUUACCUACACACACUCAUUGUGGUGGCUGUGUUUGCAGAGAAGCAACACUUGAUAUGGUAUUAUUUUCUUGGCUGGGGAUUUCCACUGAUCCCUGCUUGUAUACAUGCUGUUGCAAGAAGCUUAUAUUACAAUGACAACUGCUGGAUCAGUUCUGAUACCCAUCUCCUCUACAUUAUUCAUGGUCCAAUUUGUGCUGCUUUACUGGUGAAUCUUUUUUUCCUAUUAAAUAUUGUACGUGUUCUCAUUACCAAGUUAAAAGUUACUCACCAGGCAGAAUCCAAUCUCUACAUGAAAGCCGUGAGAGCUACACUUAUCCUGGUGCCAUUACUGGGCAUUGAAUUUGUGCUGAUUCCAUGGCGACCUGAAGGAAGGAUUGCAGAGGAGAUAUAUGACUACAUCAUGCACAUCCUUAUGCACUAUCAGGGUCUUUUGGUUUCUACAAUUUUCUGUUUCUUUAAUGGAGAGGUUCAAGCAAUUCUGAGAAGAAAUUGGAAUCAAUAUAAAAUCCAAUUUGGAAACAGCUUUUCCCAUACAGAUGCUCUUCGAAGCGCAUCUUACACAGUGUCAACAAUCAGUGAUGGUACAGGUUACAGUCAUGACUGUCCUAGUGAACACUUAAAUGGAAAAAGCACCCAUGAUAUUGAAAAUGUUGUCUUAAAACCAGAAAAGUUAUAUGAUUGAUAAUCGAGGGAGUACUGCUUAACUAUUUUGUGCCACUCCUAACUAAGGGACUUGGAUCCAUGACUUUAUGACCAGAAGACUUCAAUAUUCAAUGAAUUUCUUGAAUGCCACAAAGAAAACCCUCACAUCGAUUCAGUAGUGUGUUGUGAAAUGUUUAACAACUAGCUCUUGAGGAGAAAAAAAAACCUGAUUUAUAAUGUUUUCCAGUUUCUGUGGUGUAUUCCCACCAUGCCUGAUUUCAAGUUACCAAUUUGACAUUACUAAAUGUGAAAUUGGGAAAAUAUGAAUACAAUCAACUCUUAGAGGCUGAUAUGUAUCAGCUCUCGUACACCACCGCGUGAAUUCACAAAUGAGUAACUGUAAAAGUUCAUAUACACAUUGGGCACAAUUGUACUCUUAUUGACUAAAGAGAGCUAGGUAAGGCCUCCAGACUCAGAGGGAAAAUUAGUUUUUCAUUUGUUUGUUUUUAAAAUCUUUAUCCCAUAUUCAUUGGUAUGCUUAAUUUUUUUCUUUUUUUCUUUUUUUUUUUACCCAGUAAAGUAUUCUAGCCCUUUUUGUAUUUACCCUUUCAAAUGGACUGGAUAAAGUAGUAAUUAUUUCUGUUGGCUUACCCUUUUCUCUCCAAGAAAAGUGACUGAGCAGACCUGCUGUUGGCUACUCAUUGGCUGAUACGUCACAGUUAUAUCCAACGUCACAUUUGUUUUUGAGAUUUGAUGACUAGAAUGUAGGACGUGCAAUCCUACUUUGCUAUCAUUAGGGAGACAUCUUGGUUGAUGUUACACAAACACCUUGUUAGCUACUUUCCUAUCUUACUACACAAGUGGGAGGGAAUCAGUUUCCCUUUAUCUGUAAAUAGAAACUUUGCCCCUUCCAUUUCUACUGUGUAGACAAAUUAGCAAUUAUUUUACAUGAAGGAAAUCAGUGAAGGAUUUCUUGUUUUCUUGGAAGUUUGUAAAAAAAAUUGUGAAAAUAAGCUUGUAAAUACUCAUUCUAUUUUAUAGUCUCAAAUCAGUGCAUAUAGUCUAGAUAAGUUUUUUAAAAAACAAAUACAUAAUGUAACAAUGUAUGCUUGUUAAUAUCUGAUACUGUGUCUGGGCUGAUUUUAUAAUAAAAUAGAGUCUGGAAUUCUAUAUUUGGUAAAUAUUUUAAAGACAACCAGAUGCCAGCAUCAGAAGUUUGUUUGAGAACCAAGAGAACAGAAAUAUCUAUGAUACAAUAUAAAAUAUUUAUUAAAAAAAAAACUCAAGGCCACUGUUUCACUACAUUAGCUUAGGUGAGUCAUAACUUAAUAAUAGGUAUGUUUGACAUAUUUCUCCUUUUAUUUUGACGAUGAACUUGCAUUCUAAUCCAGAAACUUUAAAGAGUUCCUACGGUAAUAAAUGUCAAUCUGCCAUUCUUAUGUUUUUUACACAAGUAAAAAUAUUACUUUUCUGACUCUUACUGUAUAAAUAUAUACCGCUUUGGAAAUGUUCCAGACUAUUUAAAAUAUGAUACUAAAAAUCAGUGAAAGAUUUGAAUAAGUCAGUGAAGAAGAAUUGUUGUCAGAAUGUUUAGGGAGUAAUUAAAUUAAGAUGGAAGAAAGCCUUGCUAAUGAAUUAAAGUGACAUUUAAAUGGGAUUCAGUUUCCCUAAUGUUAUUUUCCACUCAAAUUUCUGAAAAAUGAAAUGCCUUCAAUUAGUAAAAGUCAAUUUGAGGAGGAGAAAUCACUAUGUGUAUGCGUUCUCCUAGUGUGUUAAUUUGUUUAAAAUGGGUUAAACUAAUGACUUAGUAAUCAUAGCUUCUUUCUUAAGCUGUCACUAGAUGGUGAGUUCAGAAGUCAUUUGAAAUUGUCUAGGAAAAUUAUCUAAUUAGUAAGAAUUAACAUAUUAAAAGGUCUGGUCAAUAGAUUUAUAAUUUAUCUGUAUACAUGCAAGGGUUUUACAGUUAGUUUCAAAUUUACAGAUUUUAUAGCAAGCUGUCUUAAGAAGGAAUGCAGAUUGUUCUGGACUUGCUACUGUCUAAAUUAUACAAAAAUCCCUCUAAAUAAACUCACUUUUUAGCUACUUAAUAUUCAAAGACACAGAUUCAAAUCCUUUGCUUGAUACUGUUCACAUAUUUCCUCAUUCUUCCAGACAAACUGUCAAGUCUCAACCAUAAAUGACAGUAGAAAAUGUCAAAUUCUCCAUGAGCAUUUUAUAAAAAUUAUACUGUAAUUUCCCCAGUAUUUUUUAUCGUGCUUUUAUCAUAUUAAGUUCAGAUCAGGUUUCCUUUCCAGCCAAGAAUCAUCUAUUGCACAGUCUUCAGGUGAAAGCAUCCAAUAAUUACUCAGUGUUAGUUUUGUACCCAAAUUUUUUUAUGAGUAAUAUUUUUCAAUAUUAGGCCUCUCUAAAGCUUAAGUGCUAAUUAAGAUCUCCUUUAUAUCUUAAGGAUCUUAUAUCUUAUUUAUGAAGAAAAGAUAAAAUCAAUACUUUUUAAAAGGGAACUUUUUUGGUAAUUAAAAACUAAUUGGGGGAAUUUCUAACUUAAAUGUAGACCUGCUAUUAUUCUGUACUUGUGAAAGUCACAUUUUAAUUAAAAAAAUCCUAAUCGGUCCUUUUUUAAUUUUUUAAAGUUUUUUUUCCAGUGCAUUUAUUUGUAAAACAUCCAUUCUGAAAUUUGGUGUUUGCUCAAAUGUAAUCCAGUGUACAAAGAAUUAGGGGUAGGUGUAGUGCUGUAAUUAUUGCUUAUAAUUUUUAAAAAUGUGAACUUAUUUUAAUUUUCUUUUGGUUUUAAACGGCUAAUAGAAACCACCAUUUCUUUUAUCUGUAUGUCAUAAAAAAAUAUUCUGAUCAAUUAAAAUAAGUCAUGUUAUGUCUACUUAAUGUAUAUCUUUAUUUUUUGACUGUAUGAAAAUAUUAAAGGUGUGAGUUAAAGAUGAUUUUCACUCAUGUACUGAAGUGCUGAAUAAUUUAUAAACAUAAUUCUUUACAGCUGUCAGUGGAAUACUACUUAAAAUCAAUGACUAUCUCUAUUACCCUCUUUAAAAUCUUCAAUAAACCAGUAAAACAUCUCAUAAACCAAUUUUUUAAAAAUUACGAAUUUGAAAAAAAAUUAUGGAUUUGUUUUUCAAGCUCAAAAACUCCAAAUAAACUACAACAUACUCAAAUUCCUUCCUAGGCUGAAAGAAGG
Messenger RNA from Ailuropoda melanoleuca (giant panda), 5070 nucleotides. It is a transcript of the gene CALCRL, whose product is annotated as calcitonin receptor like receptor. Gene Ontology annotation, cellular component: plasma membrane. The transcript has 16 exons. Gene Ontology annotation, molecular function: calcitonin receptor activity; calcitonin gene-related peptide receptor activity; adrenomedullin receptor activity. NCBI's taxonomy places the organism in Eukaryota, Metazoa, Chordata, Mammalia, Carnivora, Ursidae. Gene Ontology annotation, biological process: cell surface receptor signaling pathway; angiogenesis; adenylate cyclase-activating G protein-coupled receptor signaling pathway. The coding region runs from base 532 to 1923 and encodes 463 amino acids. The record is from RefSeq and is a predicted model, not a curated record.